AGGUAGAGGUAGGGGGGGCCUAGCUUUGUCUCACUUCCAACUACCCUGACGCGACAGCUCCCUGGUAAGAGCGAGAGGAAGGAGAAAAGCUCCAUCCGAGCGGUGGUUCGGAGGAAAUCAACACGGCGAAGAUGACCACCAUGGAAAGCAAAGAGUGGCACAUAGUAGCCUACGCACCGGAAGGGAUCCCGACUUCUGAUAAUCUGAAGUUGCGUUCGUCAACGAUCCCAGUCGACGCCGGCUCCAUCCCUGACCGCCAUGUCGCCCUCGAGAUGCUCUUCCUCUCCGUCGAGCCCUUCGUGCGCUCCCGGAUGACCGGCCGCGAGGACGGGCUGUACUCCCCGCAACUCGAUCUCAACCAGGUGGUGACCAGUUUUGGGAUUGGAAGGGUGGUGGAGUCGACGGACGAUAAGUAUGCCAAGGGAGAGAUUGUGACCGGCCCGUUCUUACCGGUCGCGGAGUACUGCGUAGUGCCUUCCGACUUCAUUAUAAAAAAGAUCGAGCCUAAUGGAGACAUUCCGUUGCCGGAUUAUCUCAGUUGCUUAGGAGUGCCUGGAUUCGCGGCGUGGGUGGGGAUAGAGGUGCUGGGAGAGCCGAAGGCGGGGUCGAAUGUGUUCAUCUCUGCCGCGGCAGGCGGCGUGGGGAUGUACGCGGGGCAGCUGGCCAAGCUCAGAGGGUGUAGGGUCGUGGGGAGCACCGGAUCUGAUGAAAAGGUAAUCCUGGUGAAGGAGGAAUUUGGUUACGAUGAAGCAUUCAAUUACAAGAAAGAAACCGAUCUUGACGCUGCUUUAAGCAAAUACUUCCCCGACGGCAUAGACAUGUACCUUGACAACGUUGGCGGUAAGAUGCUUGAAGCUGUGUUGAACCAUGUCAAUGAAGGUGCUCGGAUCUCGCUCUGCGGCAUGAUUUCCGAGUACAACAAGGUGUGGACAGAGAGGGAAGGGGUCAGGAACCUGCUGAACAUGGUGGGGAAGGGGGUGAGGAUGGAAGGAUUCAUGGUGGGCUCCCCAUCGCACCUGGCGAGGUUAGGGGACUUCGCUCGGGAAAUGGAGGGUCACCUGAGGCAAGGCAGGAUCAGGUCCAAGCACAAGAUCUAUCAUGGCGUCGAGAGCUUCCUCGAGAGCUUGCAGUCCCUUUUCUCGAGCUCUAACAUGGGAAAGGUCAUCCUUCAAGUCAAGCCCUCGUGAUGUAUGUCACAAGAUUGAACUGAUGAGCUUGGUGUUUUCUUAUAUUCGAAACCGACUUGUCUUAUUCAUAUUUUCACUGUAUUUGGACCGAACCUCCUAAUUAAGUGUGCAAGUUUGUCUUAGUUAAAAAGGGGUUAUUGCUUUAAAACUUACAAGAUGAUCAAUGUACAAAGUGUUUACACACUA
Messenger RNA from Eucalyptus grandis, 1373 nucleotides. RefSeq names its product 2-alkenal reductase (NADP(+)-dependent). The transcript is spliced from 6 exons. The record is from RefSeq and is a predicted model, not a curated record. NCBI's taxonomy places the organism in Eukaryota, Viridiplantae, Streptophyta, Magnoliopsida, Myrtales, Myrtaceae. Gene Ontology annotation, molecular function: 2-alkenal reductase [NAD(P)H] activity. Bases 132 to 1187 code for a protein of 351 amino acids.